Impatiens glandulifera is the source of this 1461-nucleotide messenger RNA. Its product is annotated as F-box/kelch-repeat protein At3g06240-like. Gene Ontology annotation, molecular function: protein binding. Bases 57 to 1151 code for a protein of 364 amino acids. The transcript is spliced from 2 exons. The record is from RefSeq and is a predicted model, not a curated record. NCBI's taxonomy places the organism in Eukaryota, Viridiplantae, Streptophyta, Magnoliopsida, Ericales, Balsaminaceae.
GGUUAAUUGUUCUUCCCUGAUUUCAUUUUUUUCUUGCAUUGUUCAGUCUGUAAAAGAUGGUGCAAUUACCGGAUGAGAUUUUAGAAAAGAUUCUUUGUCGAUUGUCCGUUAAGGAUCUGUUCCGUUUCAAAUGUGUAUGUAAAUCCUGGCUUGCCUUAAUCAGUAGUCCCUAUUUUGUCAAAUUGCAUUUGAACCGAUCAGUUCAAUCCAAGAGCAACCUUAGCCUCUUCCUGAGUGAUUACAAUCUCUUUAGGGUUGAUUUUAAUUCCCUUGAAGACUUCGAAGACGAGGGCUUUGUUCGACCGGUGGAGAUUGAUUACUUAAUAUCGAGGUAUCCAUAUUAUGACAUUUUGAGGUAUCCAUAUUAUGGCAUUUCGAUUUGCGGUUCUUGUGAUGGAUUGCUUUGCAUUACAAUACACGGUAUAAUGAAAAAUGUCUUCUUAUGGAAUCCAUCAACAAAAAAGUCUAUACAACUUCCUCUUCCUGUAUCUACUAGUGACAAUUUAAACUCAUGGGUUUAUCGAUUUGGUUACGACAACACCAAUAAUGAUUACAAGGUGGUGAAACUUAUGUUUUUUAGAGUAAGAAAAGGCAUUAAAGAUUAUGAAAUUAAAGUUUAUAGUUUGAAAUCAAAUUCCUGGCAUAGUCCAAAGAAGUUUUCUUACCAUCCGAAGUUGAAGAGCAUUGGAGACUCCAUAAUAUGUGGAGCUAUGCACUGGAUCUCAAAAGUGGGAUCAGGAAAGAAAAGAUCGAUUGUUGCCUUUGAUCUUGGGACAGAGAUAUACAGAGUAAUUUCACUGCCUAAGUUAAGUGAUUCUUAUUACUAUUUAUAUUUGAAUAAUUUAGAAGGAUGUCUUUCGGCAACUUGUCGUUACCACUACUCAUCAUCGAAUGUGGAUAUAUUUUUGCUUAAGGAAUAUGGUGGGAAAAAUGAACAUUGGUCGAAAUUGAUUACAAUUUCACAACCAUUAAUAUCUUUAGGGUCCUUUUACGAUGGGUCCUUUAACACUGUGAAAGCUAUUGCUUAUUCAAAAUGUGAAGAAUUAAAUGAAGUAUACACUUGCAUGGAAAGUAUUGUCCCUCUUGAUGUUCCAGAAGCUAUACCUGAGGCUGUACCAGAAGCUGUACCAGGCAACCCAAUUCUAAUAUAGAUUGUGAAAUUUGAAAUGGGUUUUUCUUAAUUUUUCAGAUUUCGGGUUUUGCACGAACAAUUUCAUAUCAAAGUGGUUCAAGUUGCAAACUUUUGCAUUAGUUUAUUUUAUGUUUCUUUUCUUCUUAAUUUCUUGUUCAAUCUAAGAUUGUUUCUCAUAUCACCUAUUUUUAUGUACUUGAUUUUGUUGGUUUCAUAUGACAUCUCUUAUUCAUCAACAAGGAUUAGUUUAAUAAGAAAGAUUAUAGUGACAUUUUGUUCAAAUCAUAACAACACACUUAGCCAUUUAUUUAAACUUAAGACUUAAUCUG